GGAGAUAAACAUACCCUGACACACGCGAUACGAUGUGUUUUGUUUUAGUGAAUCGAAGAUUAUCUCAACUUUAUUUGUCUUGUGAGAUUCACAAAUACAUUAAAAACAUCAUUUAAUAUGGAUGGUAGUACAUCUAGUAUCACUUGGGAUGAACUACAAUUGUGGAAAGUUCCUAUUUGCGAUUGAGGGGACUGAAAACUAAGGGAAGAAAAAUCGAACUCCAGGCCCUUGUGUAUAGUACUGCACAGCUUAACUAUGCGGUCAAACCGGAUGGAGCCGAAGAAAGAUCACAGUGUCUUCAAUAUUCUGAACUACUAUACGUAUAUGGUAAAAAACUACUGGAUCCACUUCAUGAAUUAAAAGAUGGGUGGUAAGUGAAAAGGAAGGGGUGAUUUUUUGGCCCCCUGUAACCUAUUUCGAGAUAGGAGAUUGGCUGCUAAAUGAGGCACCUUGUGUUAGUGAACCGACCAAGAGGAAACCGAAAACACCUUCACUUAAAAGUAGACUGUUAUCGGACUACAAAGAAGGGAAAGCAUAUAGCUAUUUCGAUAAUAAAUGGCUUCAUGAAAUAUUUUAUCAUAAUAUUUUGGAUGACAGCAAUAUCUGCUUUGUUAAGGCACAAUGUACACCAUCACAGGCAAUUAAGAAUACACCACAUUCUGUAUGGUUUGCUCUGGAAAAAAGACGGGGAAAAUGUGCAGUGCAUAUUGUGGCUGUUUGCAGGGUGAGUGUAAAUACAAUAUUCUUGUUAGGUUAUUAUUUCUAUAUUUAAAGAAAAAAACAUAUAAAUUAUAUUUGUGAAUUAACUAUGUAAACUUAAAGUUAGAUUUGUAAAUAUUAGAAUUUAAAUGACUGUGUAAUCUAUAUUUCUUUUUAGACUUGGUUCUUCAUGUAACCAUGUUGCAGCCGUGAUCUUCAAGCUGGAUCAUGCUUUUAUGACUGGUGUUUCCAAGAACCAAGUACCAUGCACAUCAAAAACUUGCAGUUGGAAUGUCUACAGAGGGACAAAAAGGAUGAAAAUAAUUAAAGGUAAACCAGUGUCUGACAUGCAAUGGGCAAAGUCAAACUACUAUAAACAGAGAAAUCAGCACGAAUUAAUACAGAAUCACGAAAGCUUUUUAACCCAAUGAAGAAUUCAAGACAACUGCCUACAGCGCAGUGGAUAGUUGAUGCUCUUUUUCCCAGCUGCAGCGAUUCAACUAUAUGGAAAUAUUUGGAGGAGUCCACAAUAGCCAUGAAUUAUAACCCUCAGGAGGAUUUUAAUGUAGGGAUUGGAGUGGAGGUAGAAACAUGCAUGACAUAGCAGUUCCAAAGAGUCUACAACUACUUGCAGCCAAUUUUCAAUCACCUGAAAAUUUUAUCAAUGACUUGCCCACAUACUCUCAUGAAGAAAUUAUGGCCAUUGAAAAAGUAACUCGGGGACAAUCAGAGAAUGUUGAAUGGGCAAAAUAUAGAACUGGACGUAUUACUGCUUCCAAUUUGAAAUCUGUGGUUACUAGAAAUAAGACUCUCCAUAGUAAUACACAUUUAAGUAAAGGUCCCAUCCCAAUUAAAAAAAAAAUUAUGGGAUAUACCCCCAUUGACCCAAACCUACCAAAUCUUAAAUAUGGGAGGAUUACUGAACCAAUAGCACGAUCAUUGUAUAAAAAAAUUUUGAAAGGAAAAGGACAUGUGAAUAUUGAAGUCUCAGAAUGUGGGUUGUUUGUACAUCCAAAAAAGAUAUUUAUGGGGGCUUCCCCAGAUGCAUUAGUAGAAUGUUCUUGUGGAAAGGGACUACUGGAAAUAAAGUGUCCACGUACAAUAGCACUUGAUCAACCCACGGAAGAAAACAUGGAGGCAUUGUAUGUAACUACAAAUGAAAAACUUGAACUUAAACCAAAUCAUCAAUACUAUUAUCAAAUUCAAGCACAAAUGGGCAUAACUAAAAGAAACUGGUGCGAUUUUUUUUUAUAUAUACCAAGGGGGGUUACUUUUUGCAGCGUAUUGAAUACGACCAUGAGGUGUGGACUAGGGCAAUGUCUGAAGCUGAACAAUUUUUUUUUUAGUUCAUUGCCCCAGAGUUAAUUUACAAUGCAAUAAAGAAAUCUGCAAUUAGCCAUGAAAUAUAAUUAUUUUAUUAGUUUCAUAACCACUAGUUAUUUCAAAAUUAUUUACUGUAUGUUGCCAACUGAAUAUAAAUUCCAAAUAUGUACAUAUUUUUUUACUGUAAUAGGAAACAUUUUAACCAGUGUAGUAAUUGUAAUAAAAAGAGAAAAUUGACAAUAUUCGCUCCACAAUUUUAUUUGAAGAGAAACUUUCCUUUAUUUUAUUUACACAUUCCUAAUUACAAUUCAGUUACUUUCAUUCAAGAAAUUAGAUCUGGUUGCAAAUUGCAUAGAGCAGCACACACAGUUAUU
Molecule: messenger RNA, 2396 nt
Organism: Anneissia japonica
Lineage: Eukaryota; Metazoa; Echinodermata; Crinoidea; Comatulida; Comatulidae
Exons: 2
Coding region: 1291-2064 (257 amino acids)
Source: RefSeq, a predicted model, not a curated record